Acomys russatus (golden spiny mouse) is the source of this 754-nucleotide messenger RNA. It is a transcript of the gene Gchfr, whose product is annotated as GTP cyclohydrolase I feedback regulator. Gene Ontology annotation, molecular function: GTP cyclohydrolase binding. Bases 196 to 450 code for a protein of 84 amino acids. Gene Ontology annotation, cellular component: cytoplasm; nucleus. The record is from RefSeq and is a predicted model, not a curated record. The transcript has 3 exons. Lineage: Eukaryota; Metazoa; Chordata; Mammalia; Rodentia; Muridae. Gene Ontology annotation, biological process: negative regulation of biosynthetic process.
GCGCCGGGGCCGCUGCGGCCACAGCUGCUAGUAGAGUCCGUCGGGACACGCCCGCUUCCAGGUCUUUGGGGGCGGCGGGACCGCGGUGCGCGCUCCUGAUUGGCCUACACGGUGUCCGCACGGCCGCCAAGCGCCGCCGGGGGACAGAGCAGGGAGUAACGGGACUGUGGUCACGGGCAGCCCCAGCCACGCACCAUGCCCUAUAUACUCAUUAGCACCCAGAUCCGUAUGGAGGUGGGUCCCACCAUGGUGGGUGAUGAGUAUUCGGAUCCGGAGCUGAUGCAGCACCUGGGGGCCUCAAAGAGAAGCGUCCUGGGAAACAACUUCUAUGAAUAUUAUGUCAACGACCCUCCUCGUAUAGUCCUGGACAAGCUGGAACAGAGGGGUUUCCGUGUGCUGAGCAUGACAGGGGUGGGCCAGACGCUGGUGUGGUGUCUGCACAAGGAAUGACCUGCCUGAGCUAACCUGGGGACAGAGGGACCGCCAUGUGCCCUGACCACAGUCCUUGCAUCACUAUCUGCCCUGCCUAUCUCUUUCCUGACUGUCCACGUCCUUGCCCAACACUGGUGUGCUGUCAACAGCCUCAGGAACCUUGCUCCAGUUGGUUGGGCACAGCAGGCCCUCCCUCACCCUGCUGCUUUCAGCUUCCCCCAGCUUUUGCUGUAGGGCAUGUGCUGAAAGCAGGCGAUGCAGAGGACAGUCCCUGAUCCUGCACACCUAGUCCAAGCCAAUAAAGGACACUCACAAGUGGUUG